AUGAAAAACAUAUUCUGCUUAAGUUUACUUUUAAUACUUGUAGUUGGAAUUCUUCAAAAUCCAUCACCAGGGAAUGCACAACCAGGUUGUGAGGAUGAGACUAAAGCUUUGGUAGAUCUUUGUGGGAAGUAUGUAUUGAACAAAGGUCCAAGAAUUCGACCAUCUACCGAAUGUUGUCGAUUGGUAAGGGAGGUUGAUGUAAACUGCAUUUGUAUGUCUGCAACUAAAGAGGUUGUGAAACGUAUUAGCAUGGAUAAAGUUCAUUAUGUUGCUGCUACUUGUCAUAGAGAAAUUCCUCACAUUAAGAAAUGUGGAGUCAUUAAAAUUGGUGGCUGA
Papaver somniferum (opium poppy) is the source of this 336-nucleotide messenger RNA. RefSeq lists its product as uncharacterized. NCBI's taxonomy places the organism in Eukaryota, Viridiplantae, Streptophyta, Magnoliopsida, Ranunculales, Papaveraceae. Bases 1 to 336 code for a protein of 111 amino acids. The record is from RefSeq and is a predicted model, not a curated record. The transcript has a single exon.